Molecule: messenger RNA, 2483 nt
Organism: Oncorhynchus tshawytscha (Chinook salmon)
Lineage: Eukaryota; Metazoa; Chordata; Actinopteri; Salmoniformes; Salmonidae
Product: gastrula zinc finger protein XlCGF57.1-like
Exons: 2
Coding region: 16-1863 (615 amino acids)
Biological process (GO): negative regulation of transcription by RNA polymerase II; regulation of cytokine production; regulation of immune system process
Source: RefSeq, a predicted model, not a curated record
CUUCAGUGUUCUAACAUGAGAACUUCACUACCCUCUUUUUCGGAUUUACAGGAAACACCUAUCCCACCCCCCUCCUCCCUCUCCCUCCGACCCUCCUCCCCCUUCACCCUCCCGGGGGCCCCAGGUCGUGCCUCUCCCGGUAGUGCCUUACUGCAGGGUAUGAAGAGGUUGUCUGUGCUGUUGGUGGACUGCAGGAAAACAACAGGGCUGAGGGACAGCCAUAACCGUCGCUCUCUCAGUAGAAGAGUCAUAUCUGGGGAGGCUAACGAACAUGAUGCUGACGAGGCAGAGAACAGUCUCUCCAGAUCAGAACACCUCAAACACCAGCAGAGAGUGGCAGGGAAGAAACCUCACCGCUGCUCUGACUGUGGAAAGAGUUUCACCUCUUCGUCAAAACUUAAAACACACCAGAGAAUUCAUACUGGAGAGAAACCGUUUCACUGCACAGACUGUGGGAAGAGUUUUGUUCAAUUAGGCAACCUGAAAAUUCAUCUGCGGGGACACACACAAGAGAAGCCUUACCACUGCUCUGUCUGUGAGAAGAGCUUUUCAACAUCACAUGGUAAUAAAGUGCACCAGAGAACACACACCGGAGAGAAGCCUUACCACUGCUCUGACUGUGGGAAGAGUUUUGCUCAUUCAAGAAAUCUGAUAAAGCACCAGCGCAUACACACAGGAGAGAAACCUUACAGCUGUGAUCAAUGUGGGAAGAGAUUUACUAGCUCAAAUGACCUGAUACUACACCAUAGAAUACACACUGGAGAGAAACCUUACCACUGUUUGGACUGCGGGAAGAGUUUUACUCAGGCAAGCAACCUGAAAACACACCAGCGCAGACACCUGGGCCAGAAGCUUCACCACUGUUCAGAUUGUGGAAGUAACUUUUCAACAUCAAGGGGUUUAGAGCUGCACCAGCGAACACACACAGGUGUGAAACCUUACUACUGCUUCAGCUGUAGUAAAAGUUUUGCUAGAUUAGACGGACUGACAGUGCACCAGCGAACACACACAGGUGAGAAGCCUUUUAGCUGUGAUCAGUGUGGGAAGAGAUUUGCUCAGUCAGCACACUUGACUGUACACCAGAGAACACACACUGGAGAGAAACCAUACCACUGCUCAGACUGUGGAAUAAGCUUUAUUAAUUCAAGUCACCUUAAGGUACAUCAGAGAGUACACACAGGAGAGAAGCCUUAUAACUGUGAUGUAUGUGGCAAAAGUUUUGUUACAUCAGGAAGUCUGGCUUCACACCUUCGAACCCACACAGGAGAGAAGCCUUACCGUUGUACCGACUGUGGGACAAGCUUUGGCAAGUUAGACCAUUUAAAAGUGCACCAGAGAACACACACAGGAGAGAAACCUUACCAUUGUGCCGACUGUGGGAAAAGCUUUGCUGGGUCAGGCAGUUUAAAGUCACACCGGAGAACACACACAGGAGAGAAGCCUUACCACUGCUCUGACUGCGGAAUGGGCUUAACCACUUCAGGUGGACUUAAAAUACACCGGAGAACACACACAGGAGAAAAACCAUUCCACUGCUCUGACUGUGGGAAAAGAUUUAAUCAGUCUGGGCAGUUGGUUUUACACCAGCGAAUACACACUGGCGAAAAGCCUUACCACUGCUCAGACUGUGGGCUGAGUUGUACUUCUUCAGGGGAUUUAAAAGUGCACCUGCGAACACACACUGGAGAGAAGCCUUUUGGCUGUGAUCAGUGUGGGAAGAGGUUCGCUCAGUCAGGAAGCCUGGCUGGACACAAGAGAACACACACUGGAGAGAAGCCUUUUGGCUGUGAUCAGUGUGGGAAGAGGUUCAGUCAGUCAGGAACCCUGGCUGGACACAAGAGGAAACACCACACUGGUGGGUAACCUUUCCAUUUCUUUUAUUUUUUAUAGCUGAAACCAGUUAAUGGUAGACUGUCGGAGAGAAGCCGUGCAGGGUGAGCUUUCUUAAUGUGGCCAUGCUUGGUGUAACAAGGGAACUUUAAAUAACUGUCCAUUUAAUUACAAUAUUUUUAAUUUAUUUAACUAGGCAAGUCAGUUAAGAACAAAUUCUUAUUUUCAAUGACAGCCUAGGGGUUAACUGCCUGUUCAGGGGCAGAACGACAGAUUUGUACCUUGUCAGCUCGGGGGUUUGAACUUGCAACCUUCCUGCUACUAGUCCAACACUCUAACCACUAGGCUACUCUGCCGCCCAAAUAUGAGUGAAAAAGUCUGUUUGAAUGGUGUGGGCGUAUACUGGUCAUUAAAAUGAUUCAUGACAUGUUAACAGUGGAUUGGUCAGCUCAGAGAAAGCAGGGAGGCAGCUCCUCCCCCUCUCUCUGCAAGUUUCAGGCAAGUCUGUCCUUAGGGAUAAGGCAAGGGUCCGUUUUGAAAAUGUUCAACCCUGUCCACCAUCCAACUCACCAUGAUCAACCCUGUCCACCAUCCAACUCACCAUGGUCAACCCUGUCCACCAUCCAACUCACCAUGGUCAACCCUGUCCACCA